AUGACAUCCACCGAGGUGGAGGCCCUGCUGCGCGAGCGCGAUCGCCAGGCCCGGCAGCUGAAUGUCCUGCGGUCGCACAUCCUCGAGCGCGAGGAGGCCACCACGCGCGAGCUGGUGGCCCUGCGGGACGAGGUCGCCCGGCUGCAGGCGGACAAUGACCGCCUGGCGGCCGAUGCGGCGUCCAGCUCCAUCAAGCUGUCGCUGACGGCCAGCCCGCCAGGCAGCCCGGGGCUGGCCGGGACCGGGGCCAGCGGCGGGUCGGCCUCCGGGCAGCCGGCGUCGCCGGUGGCCCCGGAGGGCCCGGCCCUCGAUCUCAUGUACGAGCUGGUGCCCUUCGAUCGGUCGCACGGCGGGCACCUGGCCGGGUGGUUCGCGGCCGGCAUGCCGGCCGGGCCGCUGGCCGCGCUGCACUCGACCCCGCUCGGGCGCAGCCUGCACCGGUGGAUGGCCGAUGCCCUGGCCAAGUCCGACAUCCUGACCCGCCAGGUGGAAACCCUGCUGGGCGAGUCCCAGCGACAGAUGCUGGCGGCCGAGGCGGCCCGCAAGGACCUGGUGGCCCGGCACCAGGCCCUGCUCCAUGAGCAGUCCCUGACCCAGGACAACAUCCAGGCGGCCAUGGAAGCGCGCGAGGCCGAGCGUGCCAUCGAAAUCGAGCGCCUGGAGGGGCGCCUGGCGGACAUGCAGUUGGUGUUGUCCAAGCGCAACCACGACCUUUCGGAGAAGGACGACCUGAUUUCCGAGCUGCAGCACCGGCUGGACCGGCUGGAGGCCGAUGCGGCGGCUCUCGCCCCGGCGGCCGGGGACCCGGAGCCGGGCCCCGGGCCCGGCGUCACGCCGCCCCCGGCCGUCGACAUGCUGUCGCACUCCUUCCUGCGGCGGCUGUACCCGGAUGCGGCCGAGCGUGGCCUCCAGGACCGGCUCCUGGUCCUGCGCGACUUGGUCAUCGAAUACCUCCUGCUCACCGGCCAGGACUUCUUCCCGCGAUAUGGCACAGCCGGGGGAGUCCUGCCGUUGAGCCCGGCCGACCCGACGGCCGUCAGUCUGGACCACCUGCGCCUGGACCAUCUCUCGGAGGAGGAGCGCCUGCGCCGGGGCCGGCACCGGAUGCGCGCCAUCGCCGACCAGCUGGACCUCUCGGCCACCGAGCGCGAGUUGCUCUUCCUCCGGGCACCGCCGGGUGGCCCUGCGCCGGCCCAGUGCCGCACGGCCCUGGCCCUGGUGGCCGGCAUGGAGCACACGUGCGAGGCGCCCGAGGCCGGCGCCGGUAGCAGCCCACCCCCGGGGGCCGGCUGCGUGCGGUGCCAUUUUGCCGCGCACCCGGACCUGUAUGCGGCCUCCUGUGUGGACCCCCAGUGCCCGGCAUGCUACCCGGCCGGGGAUGUGGGGGCCCUGCGGCCGGCCCCACGGCCGGCCGGGCCGGGCACCGACGCCGGGACCCGGCCAGGGCCCGACCGGGCGCCAGGCGUCGCGGCCGAUCGGCCCCUCGGCGGCCGAGCCCCCUCCGGCGCCGGGCCGUCGGCUGCCGACCCCGGGCUCGCCGGGGCCGGAGCCGCCACCGGCGGGCGCUUUGGCUUCCUCCGGCGGUGGCUCCCCUGGUCGUCGGGGCCGGCCGCCGGGGACGCCGCCCCGCGCGAACCCUCCAUGGCCGAGCAGUGGGUGCACUUCCUGCUGCAGGAGGUGGAGAAGACCGAGCUCCAGCAGGCCGGGACGCCGGCCGGGCCCGGGCCCGCCGACGGCGGGACGCCCCCGAAGCCCGCCAUCCCGCCGGCGUGAAAGGCCGGCCCCGGGCGCGGUCGUACUUGCGCGCGCACACGCGCGUCGCGCCGCGCGCCCUGGGGAGAAAAAUAAACCCGCUUGCAGGAGGAUGGCUUGUGCCGCGCCAGGUGCCAACGGAUCGCCUCCCGGG
This is a messenger RNA of Fonticula alba, 1906 nucleotides long. RefSeq lists its product as hypothetical. The transcript has 3 exons. The record is from RefSeq and is a predicted model, not a curated record. Lineage: Eukaryota; Rotosphaerida; Fonticulaceae. The coding region runs from base 1 to 1773 and encodes 590 amino acids.